Phalaenopsis equestris is the source of this 1109-nucleotide messenger RNA. RefSeq lists its product as uncharacterized. NCBI's taxonomy places the organism in Eukaryota, Viridiplantae, Streptophyta, Magnoliopsida, Asparagales, Orchidaceae. The transcript has 5 exons. The record is from RefSeq and is a predicted model, not a curated record. Gene Ontology annotation, molecular function: hydrolase activity. The coding region runs from base 77 to 928 and encodes 283 amino acids.
CCUACCUCCCGCUUGCUAUUUCCAUCAAUGGCCUCUCUCUCAACCUCAUCAUUAAAUACCAAACCCUGAGCUGCGCAUGGCAUCAUCUCAGUCACUUCUUUUCGGAGCUCUGUCGACCCGCUUGCGCCCAGCCGUCGCUGCCAACCUCACCCGCUUUCUCUCUGCGCCGCUGUUCCCUCGCGUCUACGCCGCCCGCUCAAUGGCUUCCACCACCGAGCCUUUCCUGAAGGUUAAGAUCCAGCGCGAUGACACAGCCUUUGAUGCCUACGUUGUCGGAAAAGAAAAUGCACCUGGCAUAGUGGUGCUGCAGGAGUGGUGGGGAGUUGACUACGAGGUCAAAAACCAUGCUCAAAAGAUUGCGAAUUUGGUUCCCGGUUACAGAGCUCUGAUUCCAGAUUUAUACCGUGGAAAGGUUGCGCUUGACGUUGCUGAAGCUCAGCAUUUGCUGGACGAGUUGGACUGGCCAGGUGCAAUAAAGGAUGUUGCCGCUUCAGUUAAAUGGCUCAAGGCCAAUGGUUCACCUAAGGUUGGCGUAGUUGGAUUCUGCAUGGGUGGUGCUCUAUCUGUUGCAAGUGCUGUUUUAGUUUCUGAAGUUGAUGCAGCUGUGAGCUUCUAUGGUUCAGCCUCCACGGAACUUGCAGAUGCUACAAAAACAAAGGCCCCUGUCCAAGCUCACUUCGGAGAACUAGAUUCCUUCAUUGGUUUCUCAGAUGUUACGGCUGCAAAACAAUUGGAAGAGAAACUGAAAGCUUCUGGUGCGCCCUCUGAAGUUUAUAUCUAUCCUGGAAUUGGGCAUGCUUUCAUGAACGAUACUCCUGAUGGAAAAAAAAGGAGACAGGAGAUGGGAAUAAAUGAUGAUGAUCCAGCUGCUGUAGAACUGGCUUGGUCUCGCUUCAGCUCCUGGGUGAGCAAAUACCUUUCAUCUUAACCGCCAUUUUUAUUAUCCCCUAAGUGUCUGCCUGUUUUGUUAAGAAAUAAAUUACUAUGGUUGUGUUAUUUUAGGUUUUUGUGCUGCUACUUUGUCGAGUUGAUGAGAGCUUUAAGUAGUAUGUGGGGGUACCUUGUUGAGGACUUUAUUAUGUUUCAGUUUAUGUUAAAUUUCUUUGGUU